Messenger RNA from Purpureocillium lilacinum, 999 nucleotides. RefSeq lists its product as uncharacterized. Gene Ontology annotation, cellular component: cytoplasm. Lineage: Eukaryota; Fungi; Ascomycota; Sordariomycetes; Hypocreales; Ophiocordycipitaceae. Gene Ontology annotation, biological process: protein prenylation. The record is from RefSeq and is a predicted model, not a curated record. Gene Ontology annotation, molecular function: protein prenyltransferase activity.
AUGUCCCGGGCGCUCGACAAGGGCGUCAAGGCGGCACUCAAGAAUGGCAAUCACGAGAGGGUCUUUGAGGAAAUAUCCUCGGCUCUAGUGCAGACGCACGGCUCCCUUCUCGAGGUAGAGCUGCUGGGCCAAAGCCACAUCCCUGAUGCAGACACGACAGUACUUCAAGACGGCAAUGCCAUCGCGAUACCCAAGUUACGGCUCGUGCAAGCAUUCAUCGUCGCCAGGCAAAUAUUAAAGGAGCACAUACGCCAUGCGGGAAAGGGGACGGAGGACAGGGUGCUGAGAGCCACUGCCACCAUUCUUCUCAUGGACGCCGAGCACCUCACAGCAGCCAACACUCGGAAACGCCUCAUAUCCGACCCCAGUCUGAAGCCCGCACAUGCCAGAGAACUGAUUAGCAAGGAUAAAUACCUUAUCGACAGCUUAUUGACCAGUCGACUUCACCGACACACCAAGUCUCCUGUUCUCUGGAGCCACCGCCGAUGGCUCACGACGCAGCUCAGUAAGCUAGAUAUGACGCAGGACGUUGCAGCAGACAUACGCGACGUCGUCUUCGUGUCAGCAGAGCGACACCCCCGCAACUACUACGCCUGGUGCCACGCUCGACAGCUUGUCGCGCGCUCCUCGACGCGCAAAGCACCGAAGCUUGCGUUGGAUGGGCCGUCACUGGUAAUGGACACGAAGCGCUGGUGCUUCAGUCACCACGACGAUGUCUCUGGGUGGAUGUUUCUCACGUUCCUGCUCAGAAGAUGGCCAGAAGAGGCAGCGGGUGUAUUCAGCGAGACGCUGCAGCUUGCAGAGUCGUUCCAUUGGCGAAACGAGUCGGUCUGGUACUUUCUCCGCAACAUGGUCGCCGGUGGAACGGUGGACGCAGCGCGCGAACUGCAGUUUGAGACUACGAGAAGCACACUACGGACAGGCACGCAAGAUGGAAGCCCCGAAAGGAGAACCCUCGACCAGGCCGCGAGCUGGGUCAAGUCAGGGGGGCGAGGCUAA